Coregonus clupeaformis (lake whitefish) is the source of this 394-nucleotide messenger RNA. It is a transcript of the gene ndufs4, whose product is annotated as NADH:ubiquinone oxidoreductase subunit S4. NCBI's taxonomy places the organism in Eukaryota, Metazoa, Chordata, Actinopteri, Salmoniformes, Salmonidae. Gene Ontology annotation, biological process: electron transport chain. The record is from RefSeq and is a predicted model, not a curated record.
UAGCGCUUUUUGUUUUUGUACCUUCUCGGACUCCGUACAGAUUAGCUGUUGACAGAAUCAUGGCGUCUUCAAUGUCACUUCUAGGUUUGGGACGUGUUUCCCUGCUAAAUACAGCCACUAAAGUAUUCCUGAAUCCCGUCAGGUCGGUGAGCCUGACGGGAUGGCGGCUGGCAGAGAAAGCAGGACAAGAGACGCAACUCAUCACCGUGGACGAGAAGCUGGACAUCUCCUCUCUGACCGGGGUUCCUGACGAACACAUAAAGACCCGCAAGGUGCACAUCUUUGUGCCAGCCCGCACGGCCAUGCAGUCAGGAGCCCACGGCACCAAGAAGUGGAAGAUGGACUUUGACACCCGGGAGCGCUGGGAAAACCCUCUGAUGGGAUGGGCCUCCAC